AUGGAGAAGAAACGAAACACUAAACCUCAUAUAUCCCAUUCCUGGUCGGAGCUUCCUCUAGACCUCUUGAACUCGGUGUUUGAACGCCUUAGCUUUGCUAAUUUUCAAAGAGCUAAAUCGGUGUGUUCGUCUUGGCACUCUGCUUCGAGACAAUCCGUGCCCAGAAAUCAGAUCCACUGGCUGAUUCUCUUCCCUGAAGUCAACAACAACAACAACAACAACAACUAUUCAUGUACGUUGUUCAAUCUUGAUGAGAAAUACAAACAUUACAAAACGCAAGAUCUUGGUGUUGAGUUUGCAAAGAGUGUAUGUAAGGCAACCUAUGGAAGCUGGCUCCUUAUGAAAAAAUAUACUCUAAAUGAGAUGUACAUUGUGAACCUCUUUACCCACGAGAGGAUCAAUCUACCUCCCGUGAAGUUAUUAUGGGAAGAUUAUGAGUUACACACUACAGGUAGGCAAAAAAUGAUAUACCAAGGUAGGAAUGUACGGUCCCCUGUGUUUUGGAUUGACGAGAAAACCAAAGAUUACGUUGUUAUAUGGGGAUUUGGAAGAUGGUGUGUGGUUUAUUCCAAGAAAGGAGAUACCUUGUGGAACAAGAUUCCGGAAACUUUAGGUUGUUUCGACAUGGUUUACAGGGAUCACAAGCUUUACUUCCUUAGCAAAAAUGAUGUCUUCAAAAUCUUUGAUUUGUCUGGAGAGAUUCCACAACAAACCUUUCAGUGGAUGGUCUCUGUGGACAAAUGUCAGCCUCGUCCACCACCUAGGGAAUGGUACAGUAGUAUCACAAGACUUGUAGUCACAUUGACAGGAAAAAUCCUCAAGGUUGAACAAAUGUGGGUAAUGGGUUCUAGAAACUGGUCCUUCAGGGUUUUUGAGGUUCAUUCAUCAGACCUACAAAAGAAACCACAACGUCGGAUACAUUCUCUGAGAGAUGAGUCGAUUCUUUUGGAUCAAGGCAUCACUGUGCUCGCCAAUGACAUUGAUGGAUUCGUUGUAUGUUUACCUUCAAUCUUGAGACAUAGAAGACGGAGCCCGCUGCACACAUUUGGUAAUUCUUCAUUUCAAUUAUAUAGAGCUCAGUGGUUCGUACCUAGUUUCACGCUUAAAUGA
This is a messenger RNA of Capsella rubella, 1110 nucleotides long. Its product is annotated as putative F-box protein At4g22170. The coding region runs from base 1 to 1110 and encodes 369 amino acids. The transcript has a single exon. Lineage: Eukaryota; Viridiplantae; Streptophyta; Magnoliopsida; Brassicales; Brassicaceae. Gene Ontology annotation, molecular function: protein binding. The record is from RefSeq and is a predicted model, not a curated record.